AUGCGGUUUACAUCAAUCCUCCUCUUCGCCAGCACGGCGCUCGCUGCCCUACCCUACAAAGGCGCAGACUGGUCCUCCCUUCUCAUUGAAGAAGCGGCGGGCAAAAAGUACAAAAAUGCCGCCGGCACCGUCCAACCGCUUGAGACCAUACUCAAGAACAGUGGCGUCAACACCGUACGUCAGCGCAUAUGGGUCAACCCCUCGGACGGAAACUACAACCUCGACUACAACAUCAAACUCGCCAAACGCGCAAAAGCAGCUGGUCUAGGCAUCUAUCUCGACUUCCACUACAGCGACAACUGGGCCGACCCAGGCAAACAAGUCGUACCCGCAGCGUGGAAAUCGCUAAACCGCGAAGCCCUUAUCAAGCAAGUGUACGACUACACCAAGAACGUGAUCAACACCUUCUCCACCAACGGCAUCGCCCUCAACCUCGUUAGUAUUGGCAAUGAAAUCACACCCGGCCUCUUGUUCCCCAUCGGCCAACUCUCCGGCACCGAUGGACCAAAGAACGUGGCCGCGCUGCUCAAAUCCGCGUCCAAAGCCAUCAAAGAAUCCUCCAUGAGCCCAAAGCCCAAGAUCAUGAUUCAUCUAGACAACGGCUGGAACUGGGAGACACAACAGUGGUGGUACGACACGGUGCUUGGAUCAGGCGGCGGAUUGUCAGCUGCAGACUACGAUGUUCAGGGCGUGUCCUACUAUCCAUUCUACAACAGUGCUGCUACGCUGUCUGCUCUCAGCACGAGUUUGAACAACAUGGCGAAGAAAUAUGCCAAGGAGGUCAUGGUUGUCGAGACCAACUGGCCGAGUUACUGUCCUAACCCGUCAAAUGCUUUCCCUGCGGAUGUGAAGAGCAUUCCUAUUAGUGCGGAUGGGCAGACCCAGUGGAUGAAGGAGGUUGCGAAGCGUGUGGCUGCUGUACCGAACGGCAAAGGUACUGGUCUGUUCUACUGGGAGCCAGCUUGGAUUGAGAACCCAGGACUGGGUAGCAGCUGUGGAUGGAACCUCAUGGUUGGAGAUGAUGGCAAGGUUAUGAGCAGCUUGGCUGUAUUUGGUAGCAUUUGA
Molecule: messenger RNA, 1065 nt
Organism: Alternaria atra
Lineage: Eukaryota; Fungi; Ascomycota; Dothideomycetes; Pleosporales; Pleosporaceae
Exons: 1
Coding region: 1-1065 (354 amino acids)
Biological process (GO): pectin catabolic process
Molecular function (GO): glucosidase activity
Source: RefSeq, a predicted model, not a curated record